Belonocnema kinseyi is the source of this 747-nucleotide messenger RNA. RefSeq names its product endocuticle structural glycoprotein SgAbd-4-like (gene CPR22). Gene Ontology annotation, molecular function: structural constituent of chitin-based larval cuticle. Bases 82 to 477 code for a protein of 131 amino acids. Gene Ontology annotation, cellular component: chitin-based extracellular matrix. NCBI's taxonomy places the organism in Eukaryota, Metazoa, Arthropoda, Insecta, Hymenoptera, Cynipidae. The record is from RefSeq and is a predicted model, not a curated record. The transcript is spliced from 2 exons.
AUGUAUGCCUUCGGGGGUAUAUAAGCGCCGGCUGCUGCCGGGCUUGAUAACCACUUGCCAGUCAACGAUUACUGCCGCAACAUGUUCGCAUCAUUGAUAGCAGUAGCUUUUCUCUCAGCCAGUGCGCUCUCAGCACCAGCAGAAGAGCCAAUCCCCAUAGUCACCCAAGAGCAAGAUGGCCCAAAUCCUGAUGGUUCCUACAAGUGGAAAUUUGAAGCCGGAAACGGCAUCAAAGCAGAAGAAAGUGGUCAAGUGAAAGACGCGGGAUCGGAAAAUGCAGCACUUGAAGCUCAAGGAUCCGUUUCUUACAAGGACCUCGAAGGUCAAGAAAUUUCUCUUACAUACAUCGCAAACGAAAAUGGCUUCCAGCCUCAAGGCGCUCAUCUCCCAACGACGCCACCUAUUCCACCCGCGAUCCAGAGGGCGCUCGAGUGGAUAGCCGCCAAUCCAUCCAAGGAAGAUCAGAACAAUGUCUAAUGAAUUUUUAACAUCCUGAUGUGACCUGAUCUCAAUGACCUUGACUAUCGCGACUCUAUUAACUAUCACAAAACCAUGUCCUUUAAUUAUUUUUAGGACACUGGCUCAAAUUAGUGUUGUACAUAUUUAUUUUCUAUUAUCUAUUGUCUAUUAUCUAUUUUAGUAUUUUUAUUACCUGUCAAUUAGUGUUUUUAUGAUACCGCUGUUUCGAUGAGAGGCAUGUAAUUCACGGAAAUGGGCUGCGAAUAAAUGAUGCAUCCUGAGAGAAAA